Messenger RNA from Carlito syrichta (Philippine tarsier), 1887 nucleotides. RefSeq names its product RNA terminal phosphate cyclase like 1 (gene RCL1). Lineage: Eukaryota; Metazoa; Chordata; Mammalia; Primates; Tarsiidae. The record is from RefSeq and is a predicted model, not a curated record. Gene Ontology annotation, biological process: endonucleolytic cleavage of tricistronic rRNA transcript (SSU-rRNA, 5.8S rRNA, LSU-rRNA); ribosome biogenesis. Gene Ontology annotation, molecular function: RNA endonuclease activity. Bases 276 to 1073 code for a protein of 265 amino acids. Gene Ontology annotation, cellular component: nucleolus. The transcript is spliced from 8 exons.
UACCUGCAGUACCUGGAUCAGAUGUGUUCUCUGGAAAUAGUGACCUAAUGUGAAGCCAGCCUAUUUUCUUUUCUCUUUUCCUCACAGAUUUUGAAGCCAGCUUCAUUAGAUUAUUGGACAAAAUAACUAAUGGUUCUCGAAUAGAAAUAAAUCAAACCGGAACAACUUUAUAUUAUCAGCCUGGCCUUCUGUAUGGUGGAUUUGUGGAGCAUGAUUGUAGUGUCCUUCGCAGCAUUGGCUACUAUCUGGAGAGUCUUCUUUGCCUGGCUCCGUUUAUGAAGCACCCGUUAAAAAUAGUUCUGCGAGGAGUGACUAAUGAUCAGGUUGACCCUUCGGUUGAUGUUCUUAAGGCAACAGCACUCCCUCUAUUGAAACAGUUUGGGAUUGAUGGUGAAUCAUUUGAGCUAAAGAUUGUGCGGCGGGGAAUGCCUCCUGGAGGGGGCGGUGAAGUGGUUUUCUCAUGUCCUGUAAGGAAGGUCUUGAAGCCCAUUCAGCUCACAGAUCCAGGAAAAAUCAAGCGUAUCAGAGGAAUGGCGUACUCUGUACGUGUGUCACCUCAGAUGGCGAACCGCAUUGUGGAUUCUGCAAGGAGCAUCCUCAACAAGUUUAUACCCGAUAUCUACAUUUAUACAGACCACAUGAAAGGAGUCAACUCUGGGAAGUCUCCAGGCUUUGGAUUAUCACUUGUUGCUGAGACCACGAAUGGCACCUUCCUCAGUGCUGAACUAGCCUCCAACCCCCAGGGCCAGGGAGCGGCAGUGCUUCCAGAGGACCUUGGCAGGAACUGUGCCAGGCUGCUGCUGGAGGAAAUCUACAGGGGUGGAUGUGUAGACUCAACCAACCAAAGCCUGGCUCUACUCCUUAUGACCCUUGGACAGCAGGAUGUUUCCAAAGUUCUGCUAGGACCACUUUCUCCCUACACGAUAGAAUUUUUGCGACAUUUGAAGAGCUUUUUCCAGAUUAUGUUUAAAAUCGAAACCAAGCCAUGUGGUGAAGAACUCAAGGGCGGGGAUAAAGUACUGAUGACCUGUGUUGGGGUUGGCUUCUCCAACCUUAGCAAGACCCUCAAGUGAUAACUGUUGCAAGAUGAGGCCCCAGUGCCUACAGACAAAGCAGAAGCUGCCAUGGACACCAAAGGGACCAAGACCAAAUGUGUUCACCCAGGACAGACGAGCCACUGCUAUUAAGGACUUGCUUAAUUUUCCGUUAAAAAGUUUCAGUGUGCAGACAAGACAUCUCUGUAUCAUAUGGUUUCCAGCCAUUUCUCCAGUGGCAUGGACAUUCCUCAGGAGGCCCAAUUACCAUAAGAGCUUCCUUGCCUACCUGGAGGAAGAGUGUGCCUUCAGGACGUAGUCAUGCUGCUGGGGCAGUAUGACAGUUGUGUUUCAGCCACGCUUCCUCAGCCCACAGUCCUGGGCUUCUGUCCAGACCUGGUCUGGGCUGUUCAUCAGACCUGUGGAGUCUGUUACUGUGCUUUCUGCAAGGACUUAUCUCUUUGAGCAUUGGUGUCUGUUAUAGGAGCUAAAUGAGAUAUUAUGUUUAGAAGCUCUUUAGAAUUGUGCAGUGCUAUGCAAAUUCCAGAAAUUGGUAAAUUAGACUGUUUGUCUCUCUUCUGAAUGGCUUGCUAUCAUGGAUGCAGAUCCUGAUCCUCAUCUGGUGCAUUGUAUGCAGAUGUGAGGGGUGGGUGGCUGCAGAGCGUGGGGGUCCAAUAAAGUUAUUGGGUGAUUUUUAUAUUCCAAGUGUGCCACACAUUUUCUCAUUUUAUUCUCUCAAUAGCCUUAUGAUAGAAAUUGUAUCUCCACAAGAAAAUUCAAAAAGGUUAUUUUGUUUCUUUGAAAUGUAUGAUGUAAAGACAUUAGAUCUCCUGAGUUAAAGAUGAGAGUGUAA